Messenger RNA from Phialemonium atrogriseum, 1110 nucleotides. Its product is annotated as NifU-like N terminal domain-containing protein. NCBI's taxonomy places the organism in Eukaryota, Fungi, Ascomycota, Sordariomycetes, Cephalothecales, Cephalothecaceae. Gene Ontology annotation, molecular function: 2 iron, 2 sulfur cluster binding; ferrous iron binding. The transcript has 2 exons. The coding region runs from base 186 to 758 and encodes 190 amino acids. The record is from RefSeq and is a predicted model, not a curated record. Gene Ontology annotation, biological process: iron-sulfur cluster assembly; intracellular iron ion homeostasis. Gene Ontology annotation, cellular component: cytoplasm; mitochondrial matrix.
AAAGAGGACCCGCACUUCUUGACCCCAAGCUUUCUUCGGGCUUCCCACUACUUAUUUUGCCAUCGUGACUCGGAAUUGAAAGCAUUCGAAUCUUUCCCUCAACACUCUUUCGCGAAAACCUUGACCAGCUUUCGUGUAUCGCGAUAUCAUCAAAUUAUCAAACAUUAUCUCCCACAACCGUCACGAUGCUGUCCAGAACCAUCCGCACGCUCUCCCGACGGGCACUGUCAACGCCUCUCCGCCCGUCCACUCUCACAACAACUCCCCGUGUGCUCGCACCGGCCGCUUCCAUCGGUGCAACCCGCCAGUAUCACGAGAAGGUGAUUGACCACUACGCCCGGCCGCGGAAUGUCGGGUCGAUGGACAAGAAGGACCUCGACGUGGGUACCGGGCUGGUGGGUGCUCCGGCCUGCGGCGACGUCAUGAAACUCCAGAUCCGCGUGGACCCCGACACAAAUACCAUCGCCGACGUCAAGUUCAAGACUUUCGGGUGCGGGUCGGCUAUUGCGAGCUCUAGUUACCUGACCGAACUGGUGCGGGGCAUGACGCUGGACCAGGCGAGCAAGGUGAAGAACACACAGAUUGCACAGGAACUCUGCCUGCCUCCCAUCAAACUCCACUGCUCCAUGCUUGCCGAGGAUGCCAUCAAGUCGGCCAUCUCCAACUACUACACCAAGAACCCGAAUGCGAAGUCUACGAAUCUCGGCGGUACCGAGAUCAAGAUUGACUCGGCGGCAGCUCCUGCUGCGGCGGCGUAAUGCUUGAGGGCCGAGGAAUAUCAGAUUGGUUGCCGAGAAGAGGCGUGAAGGAAGGCGAAGUCUUGGAGACAGUGCGUGAUAGGCGAGGAAGAUGAUGCAAGCGGGUCCUUGGGGACUCAUCCUUGGGAAUUCACAGGCCGCCAUUUGGCAAUCGACUUCGGAAGGAUCGGGCAAACGAGUAUCUCAUCAAGGGGACUUCUCUCUGGUUGGAGUUCAGGUCUGGGGAGCUAACUGCUUCUUCUCCUUUUGGUCUGUUGGAGCCAAAAGCCCCGGGGGUAAAUUCCCCCAUGUAAAGUGCAUAGCAAAGAUAAAAUCAAGACAAAAACAAUGAAAGUCGCCACCACUUGGUCCG